AUGGAGUUGUACCUUGAUGACCAGCGUGAGACACCAUCAUUCUCGGUUAAUUUAUUUGCGGAGCGAAUUAACAGUAUACUUGAGGCGCCGUUGCCAAAAUGUUUACGCUUGAAAGGAGAAGGGGAUACCAAACCGAGUAUUACUAGUAUUACUGGAUCACAUGCAGCUCAAAUUGUAUCUCCUCGAAGGAGUGCAAGAAGUGGAGGUGUUGGAAUUCAGCAUAAGAAACCUAUUCAUGAAGUAUUACUUGAUAAGGGUAGACUUGCUGCAGAGCAAAAGGAAGCCUUACGAUUGAAAGUAUUAGAGGAGGAACUGAGUGAAUUGCGUCCAGCACCUUCUAUUACAUACGAAACUCUUAAGAAGACACCACGAAAGGGGACUCCAAUUGAAAAUCGAUUAUUAAUGCGAGCACAAGAAGCUGAGAAACGACGUCAACAUGAGGCAAAAUGUCGUGAGGAACAAAUGUUAAAAGAAAUGAGUGUUAUUGCACCAUUUAGACCAAAUAUAUCACGUCGAGGUCGAAAGGCUACUCCAAAGGCACGAAAAAUGGCAGAAGAAGCACAGAAUGAUUGGUAUCGUCGUCGUGAAGAGAAAAGAGAAGCUAUACGUACAGCAAAAGUACUUGAAGAUCUUAGUGAAGUUCGGGAUGGACCUAUUAUAAAUCCCCGAUCUGAGCGACUUGCAGCUCGUCGUCGAGAGAGGGAAGGAUUAUCAGGUCUCAGUGGAAUUGAAGCCCUUAUUGAGAGGGACCGCAUUGCACAAGUUAAACGUUGGGAACGACAUGAAAUGGAAAAACGGAAAGAACAAACUCCUCAAAUUACUUUGUAUGCUGCUACACUUCAGAGAGAAGGUGAUGCGGCAGAACGAUUAUAUGCAGAUAGUUAUGAAAAAGAAGUACGUCGAUUACAAAGGGAACGUCAACUAAAAUAUGAUAAUAAUAGACCUUUAUUUACUCCUAGAAUUAGUCCACACGCUGCUACAAAACCACGUUUUUGUAAUGUUGAAGAUGAACUUAUGCAGAAACAUAUGCAAAGUAUGGUUCUUAAAGAGGAAAUGCGACGUCGAGAAGAAGCGGAGGAGUUACGUCGACAUCAACCGGCAAUUGAUCCAGUAAGUGAGGCAAUUGCAGCAAGAUUACCUGAUACCUCUCUUGAGCGUCUAUAUCGUCAUCCAAGACGAGUCCAAAGAUAUAUGGAUUCAACAGAAAGAGAAGUAGAAGCAGAAACAAAAACAACAAUUUCAGGAGUAAAAGUAGGAGCAGCAGCAGCAGCAGCAGAGUCAUCCUUUAAUGGAAGUAACAGAGGUACUACUUCUCGUGUAACUUCUCUACCUGAAUCAAUGGCAGAGGCUUUACAAUCAUAUGAAGAACGUCGAUUAGAGAAAAUGCGACGACUUCAAGAGGAACAGGAGAGACGCCAACGUGAGGAGUGUACUUUUGCUCCCGUUACAAAUGGUAGAGGAGCAAACAUCGGAGGACCUGAAGAUGUUGCCACACGGAAUCAACAAUGGCUUGCCCGUAGAGAAGGAAAACUACGGGAGAUGCGUCAGCGUAAGGAAAUAGAAAAGGUAAGAGAUUGUACCUUUAAACCAGAAAGAGAAACCACUUAUCCACUUUCCGCACGUGGGGAGAGUGUCUACGGUGGUGAUGGAACCCCGUGGGGUGUGCAGGAGUAUUUGGAGCGACAACAAGAAGCCCGUCGUCUCCGACAAGAGCGGGAAAUGCGAUUGCAGCGACGGCCAUCAAGUGCUCCACGACCUUCCGUCACCACUCCGCAGGAAUUUGUUUUGGGUAGACGUGAAGGAACACCCGUACGUUCGUUACAGCGGCCCCCGCAUGUGCGGCUCAUGUCACCAGAUAGAGAUGAGUUGGAUUUGCAACCACAACGACGACAAGAACAAGAACAAGAACAAGAACAAAAGCAAGAACAACAAAUACGGAAAAAUGAUGAUCUAUCCGUGUAUGAACGUAUUUACAAUCGCAUUUAUAACUCUGCCCUUAAUGGGAUUAGUGAUGAAACGGGUUCUUCUUUGUGUAUCCCUCCUUCCUUGUACUCUUGA
This is a messenger RNA of Trypanosoma theileri, 2058 nucleotides long. RefSeq lists its product as uncharacterized. The record is from RefSeq and is a predicted model, not a curated record. The coding region runs from base 1 to 2058 and encodes 685 amino acids. The transcript has a single exon. Lineage: Eukaryota; Euglenozoa; Kinetoplastea; Trypanosomatida; Trypanosomatidae.